UCAUUAUCACCUAAAAAAAGAAACCUUUUUUUUUAAAUUGGGUUAUGUCAAUUUUCUCCUUCCCAUUCAUCCCAUAUCCUUCUCCUCUUCCUCUAUCCAUCUAAAAGGAGGGAUUGAAAAGAAAGAAAAAAAAAAACCCAGAAUCAGAUUAAGAGGGAUUCUCUAAACUUUCCAGCUUUUUUGUGUUUCUCUUCCUGCAAUCAUUGAUUUUCUUAUAAUCUGAAGCCCCCUUUUACCGAUCUCUGUUUCUGUUUUUCUAGAAGCUGCAUUUCGCUUGUUCCUAUAGUUGAUUCUAGUUUUGGCUGUCUGGAAGGAUUUCUAAGGGAACGGUUUGAAGAUCUGAUUGUAGUAUGGGUUAUAUGUGUGAUUUCUGUGGGCAACAAAGGUCGUUUGUUUACUGUCGAUCCGAUGCUGCAGCUUUGUGCUUAUCUUGUGACCGUAAUGUUCAUUCUGCUAACGCCUUGUCGAGGCGACACUCAAGAACGUUGUUAUGUGAUCGCUGUCAUUCCCAAGCAGCAUUUGUUAGAUGUCCUGAAGAGAAUAUUUCACUUUGUCAAAACUGUGAUUACAUGGGGCAUAGCUCAUCCGCCUCCAUUUCAUCUCGAAAGAGGCAACCAAUCAAUUGUUACUCGGACUGCCCGACAGCUGCGGAGCUCUCAUCUAUCUGGUCAUUUGUUCUGGAUCUCCCUUCUGGAAGCGAUGCUUGCGAGCAAGAAUUAGGAUUGAUGAGCAUUGCCGAAAAUAGUGCAGUAAACGCCUGGGGCCCUGAUGAUAAAGCUGGUCAAAAUGUAUCUGGUGUCGAUGAAACCAACGAAUUCCCAAGUGGGGAUAAAUCGAUUUGGUUCGCGUCCUCUUCGGCGCCUCAAUAUUUAUCCAAGCCUCACAUUAUGGACCAACCAAUUACUACAGGUGCAACUUCACCCAAGUUGCACUAUCCUGGAACAAAAGGUCCUGAAUUCGACAUUGACGAUGACUUCUACGAGAGUUUGAAUAUGGAUGAAGAUUUGAAUAUUGAAAAUUAUGAAGAACUAUUUGGUGUAUCCCUCAGUUAUUCUGAAGAAUUGUUAGAGAAUGGUGGUAUUGAUAGCUUGUUUAGGAUCAAAAGCUUAGCUGCUGCUAAAUCUGGUUGCGCUGGUGCGACUGAUGCAAAGGGGCCGUCAGGUUUAGCUAAUAAUAUGAUGCAGCCUGCAAGCAGUAAUGCAGCAUCAGCAGACUCUGUGAUGAGUGCGAAGACUGACCCGAUUCUUUGUUAUAACAAUAAGCAAGAGCAUUCCAGUCGAUCGUUUUCUGGCAUGACUGGAGAGAGUAGCGCAGGCGAACAUCAAGACUGUGGAGCUUCAUCAAUGCUUCUGAUGGGAGAGCCUCCAUGGUGUUCUAUGGCUACAGAGAGUUCCUUCCAAUCAUCUAAUCGUAGCGAUGCUGUAAUGCGCUACAAGGAAAAGAAGAAAGCUCGAAAGUUUGAAAAGAAGGUGAGGUAUGCCUCUCGCAAAGUGCGGGCCGAUACUCGAAGACGGGUCAAGGGGCGCUUUGUUAAAGCUGGAGAAGCUUAUGACUAUGAUCCGAUGAGUCAAACCAGAAGCUACUGAAAGAACAUCAACUUUCGGAGAUCACACGAAAAAAAAAAAAAGAUUUAUGGCUGAAGGGUCCGACAUUGUACUCUAAUCAAUGGAUAAAUAUCUCGAUAUCCCGGAGUCUGACAGGAAGUAUAAUUGUAUACAAAGGAACCUGAGUUUUCAUCAGGUAUAUGUACAAAAAGCCAGGUCUAAUAGCUCUAUCGAUACAACUCGAAGGGCAAAAAUUCUGUAUCCAUACCACGUAAAACGAACAAAGGAUUGCGAAAAUUGGCCUCCAAGACGAUGUACAUUUCCGGGCUGUAAGAAACGGGCAUAGUUUUCUUGGUUAACAAUCCAGCUUCAGCUCCUUUGAUAUGUACUUAAAAUUUGAAAAAAGACUAUACUGAUCAUUGGCUGGCAAGGGCUGUGUUCACAACAUGGAAGGCACGUCUUCCUCCUUGCUUUUGGUUCUUUGACAAACAUGGCUGCACCAAAUUCACAGUUUCCAGGUAAUCUUGAUUCCCUUUUUAACUGACUUGUAAAUUUGAUCAUCUGUUCAUUUGAUGAGGUUGAAAUAUGCAGCCAGAACGAUUAUAUUUGGGACAAUAUUGAACUGUUGUAACUUCAAAUUUCGUUACCCGAACACGACGAUGAAUGUAUAUGUUGCAAAGAUUGGUACUACUAGUGUAUUUAACCAAUUUUGUAGUCCCAUUACUUCA
This is a messenger RNA of Cucurbita maxima (winter squash), 2272 nucleotides long. Its product is annotated as zinc finger protein CONSTANS-LIKE 9-like. The transcript is spliced from 5 exons. The record is from RefSeq and is a predicted model, not a curated record. Gene Ontology annotation, molecular function: zinc ion binding; protein binding. The coding region runs from base 351 to 1586 and encodes 411 amino acids. Lineage: Eukaryota; Viridiplantae; Streptophyta; Magnoliopsida; Cucurbitales; Cucurbitaceae.